CCGGUCUGAGCUGUCAGUCUCGUAAAGGUGCCGUCCUGCCCUAAACGUUUUUUUUAGUUAAAAAUGAGCGAGAAAGGCCUGUCGGACGAGGCAGCGGCAGCAGUUUGUAAAGAUGGAAACCCUCUAACUAAGGAUUUCAUGAUGCAGCAGACUAUGCUGAGGGUGAAAGAUCCAGUCAAAUCUCUGGAUUUCUACACCAGAAUCCUCGGCAUGACGCUACUGCAAAAGUUCGACUUCCCCUCUAUGCAUUUCUCGCUCUUCUUCUUGGGCUACGAGGACAAGAAAGAGAUUCCUGCAGAUGUGAAGGAAAGGACGGCCUGGACCUUUUCCAGGAGAGCCACCCUCGAGCUGACCCAUAACUGGGGUUCAGAGUCUGAUGAGAGUCAGACCUACCAUAAUGGAAACUCUGAUCCUCGUGGCUAUGGACACAUUGGAAUUGCGGUACCUGAUGUUUACGGAGCCUGUAAACUGUUUGAAGAGCAGGGAGUCAAGUUCGUCAAAAAGCCAGAUGAUGGUAAAAUGAAAGGCUUGGCCUUCAUUCAGGACCCUGAUGGAUACUGGAUCGAGAUCCUGAGUCCUAACAAUAUGGUGUCCAUCACCUCCUAAAGCUGACUGGAUCCUGCCUGCUGCACUACGUCGGUCUGCUAUGGCUUCAUGAGAGCAGAGCAGAGGAACUGAGCAACAUUUGAGAGCUGUGAACAAAUGGAGCGGGAUCAUUUGUACAUCAGUGAUAGUUUACAGAGGCGUGGGUUGGACUUCAGUGGGACAGUUUACAUUCAAACAAACUAGAUAAAUGACAUUGCUUUGUUUAAGGAACUACUCUGUAUAGUUCCUGCUUUUGUCCAGCAGUGUUUUAUCAAAGGUAAUGCUGAAACAAAGUUCUAAUACUGUUUAAUAAACAUAAAAGCCACAGA
This is a messenger RNA of Nematolebias whitei (Rio pearlfish), 914 nucleotides long. It is a transcript of the gene glo1, whose product is annotated as glyoxalase 1. The record is from RefSeq and is a predicted model, not a curated record. Bases 64 to 606 code for a protein of 180 amino acids. The transcript has 6 exons. Gene Ontology annotation, molecular function: lactoylglutathione lyase activity; metal ion binding. NCBI's taxonomy places the organism in Eukaryota, Metazoa, Chordata, Actinopteri, Cyprinodontiformes, Rivulidae.